AUGAGGCUGAGAACAUCGAGGUUACUCCAGUUCACGGCUCUUUGCUUUUACGCACAGAGCUCUGUACAGUCUCCUCCUAAUUUCAAGCACCAUGUCACCGAGCAGAGCCGUCUGUCGGACAGGAUGAGCCGCAGACUGACGCGCACGUACCAGCUGUACAGCCGCACGAGCGGGAAGCACGUACAGGUCCUGGCGAACAAGAGGGUCAACGCCAACGGGGAGGACGGAGCGGUGCACGCUAAGCUGGAGGUGGAGACUGACUCCUUUGGAAGUCGCGUUCGCAUUAAAGGAGCAAAGACAGGAUACUACAUAUGUAUGAACAAAAGAGGAAAGCUGAUUGGCAAGAGGAAAGGCAGAGGUAAAGACUGCAUCUUCACUGAGAUCGUCCUUGAGAACAACUACACAGCACUGCAGAACGCCAAGUACGAGGGCUGGUACAUGGCAUUCACUCGUAAAGGUCGUCCACGGAGGGCCUCGAAGACCAAGCAGCAUCAGAGAGAGGCCCACUUCAUGAAGCGCCUUCCCAGGGGCCACAUGCUCAGCGAGAGGCGGCCAUUUGAAGUUCUUCCUCUGGCCGUUCCAGCGCAGCCUUCAAACAAACGGACUAAACAUGCACAUCACCAUCGCUCUGGCAGCGGCUGA
Boleophthalmus pectinirostris (great blue-spotted mudskipper) is the source of this 642-nucleotide messenger RNA. RefSeq names its product fibroblast growth factor 8b (gene fgf8b). Bases 1 to 642 code for a protein of 213 amino acids. Gene Ontology annotation, molecular function: type 1 fibroblast growth factor receptor binding; growth factor activity; type 2 fibroblast growth factor receptor binding. NCBI's taxonomy places the organism in Eukaryota, Metazoa, Chordata, Actinopteri, Gobiiformes, Gobiidae. Gene Ontology annotation, biological process: dorsal/ventral pattern formation; heart morphogenesis; neuron differentiation. The record is from RefSeq and is a predicted model, not a curated record. The transcript has 5 exons. Gene Ontology annotation, cellular component: cytoplasm.